Messenger RNA from Dovyalis caffra, 891 nucleotides. NCBI's taxonomy places the organism in Eukaryota, Viridiplantae, Streptophyta, Magnoliopsida, Malpighiales, Salicaceae. The record is from the annotation of a GenBank genome assembly.
AUGCCCACUUCCGAUCCCGAGAAGCUAAUUGCCAAGGCUGAUAAACAAACUAAACUGAGUCUUACAAGAUGGAGUGCUGAUUGGAGAAAUGCAACUCGUUUAUAUGAAGAAGCUGCUAAUUUGUUUAGGGUUGCCAAGAAAAAUGAGAAAGCAAAAGAAGCAUUUGAGAAAGCUUCCAAAGGACAAGAGAUGCUGUCUUCACCUUGGGAUGCUGCUAAGCAUAUGGAGUCUGCUGGGGCUCUAGCAAAGGAACUACGCAACUGGAAUGAAGUCACUGACUUUUAUAGAAGAGCAUCUGAGUUGUACAUGGAGUGUGGGAGACCACAGCCAGCAUCAGAUGCUCUAGCUAAGGCUGCUAGUGCUCUGGAAGAUGCUAUGCCUGAUGCUGCUGUUCAGCUGUACAAUGAUGCUUCUGCUAUUCUUGAAGAGGAUGGCAAAGAACAGAUGGCUUUUGAUCUAUACCGGGCUGCCACUAGUGUGUAUAUAAAGCUUGAGAAGUAUAGUGAUGCUGCAGCUUCUUUGUUGCAAUUGGGUCUAGCAGCAGAUAAAUGCAAUGCCACCAAUAGCCAGUGCAAGGCAUAUCUUGGUGCAAUUAUUGUGUACCUUUAUGCUCAUGACUUCAAGCAAGCAGAGAAGUGCUACAAUGAUUGUUCACAGGUUGAUGCUUUUCUGAGAAGUGACCAGAACCGCUGUGCCAGUAAACUGCUUUCAGCUUAUACAGAAGGUGAUAUUGAAGAAAUCAAACGUCUAGUUCAGUCCAGCACUGUUUCACAUCUUGACCACGUGGUAAUCAAGCUAGCAAGAAAGCUACCUACUGGUGAUGUUAGUUCAUUGAAGACUGAUGCUAGCAAAGAGGAGGAAGAACCAUUGGAUGAGAAUGACCUCACAUAA